UGAAACUGUUCUGCAUGCUCUUGUCCAGUGGCCAGGCAUUGCUGACUUGUGGAUUUAUGUCAAACGCUUGCUGUCACGUGUAGGAUGGAUUCAACUAUCAACUGAAUUUAUUGUGAAGAUCGUCCCACCCACUUCCUUUUGGCCAGGAAGGGCAGGCAGUGUUUAUUUGUCUGGUAGCCUUAGCAAAAGAGAUAAUGUGGGAGCAGAUUGAAAAGGCUGAAGAUAGAUACUUUUUUCUUUGGCCAAGUCCUCCUCAAAAAUUUUCAAGUUUCACUUAAAAAGGAAAGUGAGAGUAGAGAAGCAAGUGUUGCCUCCCAGCAAUUUUGUUAAAAGCAUAAAGCAACAGAAUGGAGAGAAAGAUUAACAGCAGUAGUAUUCCAUUAGCGAAUUUUGACCCACAAAUUGUGGUAAAACUUCACAAAAAUGUGGAAACUGAGGCUGCGAACUGGUUUAUUGACAUACUGCAAAUGGAUCGGAAAUAUGGUGGUGGAAAUUUGAUCGUAAAAGCUGUUAUCAAUGAAAAGAAGGAGAAAACGUUGCUUUAUUUGAGUGCUACUCCAGAGAAAUUAUUACUUGGAGCUGAACUGUUUGACUUGAAGAAGAAGUACAAUGAUGGUUAUUACAGAGAUUUCAACAUUGAUGACCUGGAGAACUUCCAAGGAGCAGAGGACAUCAGCUCAUUCUUCUCCAAUACCGAGAAAAUCACGAUAAUAUAUCACUAUCUCUGUGGUCUUCGUGCCCAGCAAUCUGAUACCCAUAUUCCUGGAUAUCCAAAUGCAAAACUCUACCCUGGCAAAAGUUUAUUACGUAAGUUCAAGAGUGCUGGGAUUAUUGAGCAUGUGUACCCUCUUCAUGAUAUUGAAAAGUUGAAACUUUUAAAAACCAGCUGGGACUGGAAGUCUUUCUUCCAUCAGAUACCCAUGGAUGACAUCAGAGCUUACUUUGGAGAGAAACUGGCCCUUUACUUCUCGUUCCUUAUCGUCUACACCUAUGCUCUCAUUGCUCCAGCUAUCAUUGGCAUCAUCUAUUUAAUCACCAGCUGGAAUAACAUUUACCGAGAAGCCAUCUUUGCUGUUUUCAACCUCAUUUGGACAACCAUCUUUUUAGAGUUCUGGAAGCGAUUCUGUUCAGAACUUACUUUUAAAUGGGGCACCCUAAAUGAAGUUGUAGAAACUGAGGAACCUCGUCCAAGCUUCCAUGGAGUUUUAGGCACCAACCCUGUGACAGGCCAUCCCGAGCCAGUCUAUCCUAAGUGGAAACGGCAACUGCGAUUUUAUGGUGUCACAGUUCCAGUUAUAUUGUUAUGCCUGCUCAUUGCCUUUGAAGCGAUGUUAUUGUAUUUCCAAAUGCAGGAUUGGGCAAACCAUCUCUAUGAAAACAACCCAAGUUACCUGAAUUAUGCCAAUAUGAUGUGUUUCCCCAGCAUUGUCUAUGCUGUUGCUGUGACUAUCAUGAAUACCUUGUAUAACAUACUUAUCAAGAAGCUCAAUGAUUAUGAAAACCAUCGGCUACAGUCUUCCUAUGAAAAUCAUCUUAUAGUAAAAAUGGUUUCAUUCAACUUUGUCAACUGUUUCAUGUCUCUGUUUUAUAUGGCUUUUUACCUGCAAGAUGUCACUCUUCUGCGUAGUGAUUUGGUGGCACUGUUGAUUACUCAACAAGUUAUUGGUCAACUGCAAGAGUCAGCCUUGCCAUUCCUGAUUUUGAAGUUUUGGACAAAGAAGGUUGAGAAAGACGCUGGAAAGGGUGAAAAAUGGGAAGAGGAAGGACUCCCGCCAGAGUUGAUACAGCAAGCUUAUGAUGAAGCUUCAAUGGAGAAAUACUUGGGCACUUUAGAUGACUAUUUGGAGCUUUUCCUGCAAUUUGGUUAUGUAUUCCUGUUCUCAUCUGUCUACCCGCUUGCAGCAUUUUGGGCUCUUAUCAACAACAUAUUUGAAUUGCGCAUUGAUUCAUUCAAAAUGUGCUGUGUCUUCCGACGUCCAUUUCCACUCUCUGCAUCAAACAUUGGUGCUUGGCAGAUGAUGUUCGAAUUAAUGGGUAAGAUAGCUGUGAUGACCAAUUGUAUCAUUAUUGGAUUAAACCCUGAAGUACAAAAGUUGGUACCUGGACACCAAACACCUGCUCAACUGGUUGUCAUAGUUGUCAUUCUGGAGCACAUAAUUUUAGCUGCUCGCUCUUUCCUGACUUAUCUGAUUCCUGACCUUCCAAGAUGGAUAGAAAUUGAAGUGUAUAAGGAAAGAUAUGAAGCUAAGAAAGCUUUAGAAAAAGUUAAAAUUCAAAAUGCCAUGAAACGAAAACAAGAGCAGCGAACAACUUCUUAAGUAAACACUGUAUUGGAUGAGGUAUAAAGUAUACUUUAUACACACACACACACUCACACACAUACACAAACACACAUAUCCAUGCUGCAGACAUAUAUCAGUAACUCUUACUAAUCUAAAGAUGAUUUCAGUAAUGUUGUGCCUUCAUUGAAAAUCUGAGUUCCACACUUUUUAUAACGUCUGAUAUCAAUAACCUUUCAUUUUUAAGAUACACCAAAACAAAGAAAUAUUUUAGUGAACAAUUGAACUCCCGUCCACCUUUUAAUCUAUAUUUAUAUGAAAUAAAUUGACUGAACUGCUGAAGGCAUCUAUUGAAGAAAUGAACUUUUAAAUUAAGCCUCACAGGUAGUAGUAGUAGUAGUAAUUUCAAAUUUUGUCACACCCAACUUUCUUUGAGGGGAGGGAGAGGUCAAUUACAUCAACCCCAGUACCUUCUUUACCAACCCUGAAAGGAUGAAAGGCAAAGAUGACCUCAACCUGGUGCUAGACCAAAUAACUACUGAUAGUAAAUAAAGUGAGCUCCAAGAUGCUUAAUGUAUAGUGUACUAAGGAAUUUUUGCUAAAAUUACACCAUGAAUAAGAGAACAAACAUAACCUUAGUAGACAAACUCAGAAUGUAAUAAAAAAUAACUAGAAAUAGAAUGCGGGAAAUGAAUCUCAGAAAAAAGAAGAACUACUGUUAACGUCUUGAAACAAGGGAGGUAAUACGAAGGUAUGCCAAGUUUACUCCCCUGAAAAUGUCUGCCAACCAACAUCGACAACUUCUGCUGAACAAUAUAAUGUAAUUUAAGAGAUAGAAAGGUAAUUAAUUACACAGAUUAAACAGUCGUUUACUAACAUAGAAACAAAGGCAUUUAUUCACUUUUAUUGUAGCUCAAAAUCAUUUAAAAUUUAUACUUUGUAUUUUAUAAUCUAACAUUGUUAUAGCCAAACCGUCAUAUCGAACAACGUUAAUUGAGAACCAGUGCGUGUGUAUAUGUAUAUAUAUAUAUAUAUAUAUAUAUAUAGUAACUAACACCCCUGACAGACUACAUUGGUGCUUAAUCGUGUUUUGUUUUUUUAUACUUGUUAAAAUUUACAAAAUGUUUACGAAUGAAACUUUAUAAAGUUAACUUG
Molecule: messenger RNA, 3434 nt
Organism: Octopus bimaculoides (California two-spot octopus)
Lineage: Eukaryota; Metazoa; Mollusca; Cephalopoda; Octopoda; Octopodidae
Product: anoctamin-10
Biological process (GO): chloride transmembrane transport
Cellular component (GO): plasma membrane
Molecular function (GO): chloride channel activity
Source: RefSeq, a predicted model, not a curated record